Messenger RNA from Thelazia callipaeda (thelaziosis nematode), 450 nucleotides. Lineage: Eukaryota; Metazoa; Nematoda; Chromadorea; Rhabditida; Thelaziidae. The record is from the annotation of a GenBank genome assembly.
AUGGCGAUGAGGGUGAAGACAUUGGUUUCAAGGACAAAUCAAGCUUUGCGCGUAUCAAAAACCGGAGCAGCAGUUAAAACGAUGAAGUCACGUAUCAAUUUAGCUGGACGUGGAAUUAACUGUGAAACUGAUUACGGGAAGCAUAUGAAUGAUUUGUCAAGACAAAUCUUUACUGAACCACCAAGAGAAACUGAAUCAAAAAAUCUGAAAGUUGUUAGAGUAAUGUCUGAAGAACCACUAGAACAACAGCCUUUCAAAUCAAUUGAUUAUUAUCCAAACCAACCAAUGUUUCACUAUUUAACGAAACUUCUAAGAUUUCAUGGUCUUUAUUUUGAUGAACAUGUAGUUUGGAGAGAAGUACAGAAUCGGCUGAAACUAGCGCGAGGAAAAAUGCUGUAUCCUCCUAUUGGACAAGGCAAAAGAGCUCAGCUGAGAGGGGACAAAAAGUAA